This is a messenger RNA of Pseudomassariella vexata, 3277 nucleotides long. RefSeq lists its product as uncharacterized. Lineage: Eukaryota; Fungi; Ascomycota; Sordariomycetes; Amphisphaeriales; Pseudomassariaceae. Gene Ontology annotation, molecular function: ATP hydrolysis activity; DNA binding; ATP binding. The coding region runs from base 191 to 3148 and encodes 985 amino acids. Gene Ontology annotation, cellular component: nucleus. The record is from RefSeq and is a predicted model, not a curated record. The transcript has 2 exons.
AGGGGGGCCCACUUAGACGCGCAUCCCAAAAUUUAGAAGUACCCGUGAACGCGUCCAGCGCGUCAACCGUGUCGGUCGAGAAACACCGAGUGUGGAACAUGAAGUGAUCAUACCUCCACCUACCAGCAGACGCGAACUCCCUCAAUUGUCAACUCGAAUAGGCCAGCACCGACAGCGGUCUCUCAAUUGAAUGCCCAAAAUGUUGUCAGUCUCGUCACCAGUUGUCUAUCCCGCCAGCUCUUCUCCCCCCACCAACAAGCGUGCGAAAUCACCCCAGGCCCAGAAGUCUCGAGCGCGACGCAGAGCCGGGUUCAUUAUUGACGAUGAUUCCGACGGAGAUGAAAGCGCUGCGCCGCCAGCUCCAAAGCGGCGCAUGCUAAGCAGCCCAACCGAUCCUGCUAUCGUGGAAUUCACCGAGCCUUCGUCACCACCAGCGCAACUCGAUGCCGAACCAAAAGAGCCGAUUUUAAGAAGCACAGAGGAGACAAUUGCAACAGCCGCCCAGCCGCACAAACGCAAUGGGGAAAUGCAAGAGUCACCCUACGACGCACUCUUCAACUCAACCGGCAACUUCGCGUCCGCCUUCCGAACCCUUACCUCGCAUGUUUCAAAGGGCAAAUUCAGCAUUACCACAUGUUCGGGGAAGACGGUAGAUAUAAAGCAGCGAAAGGCGAAUUCUGGGCCAUCCUAUGAGCGCAUAGUCGCUGCGAGGUCCAAGACCAAGGAGGGGCGAGCGAUCCGCAGUUAUUAUGGCAUUGAGAUGCAUGAGUUGGUCCAAGCAGCCAAGAAGGAGAUUGCCCAGAAAAAGCCAACCAUGGUGGUCGUGCCCGACCAUCCGAUGCCGUCCGUGGAACAGCCUCCAGGGAAGAAGCCCCAGAAGGCCUUGCUGUGGACCGAGAAAUACCGCGCCAAAAACUUCAUGGACUUGUGCGGUGACGAUGGGACGAACCGGAACGUGCUGCGGUGGUUGAAACGAUGGGAUCCCCUCGUGUUUCCCCGAUCAGCCAAGUCAAAGCCAUUCCGGCGACCAGGCGCGAAGACCCAAGUCGAAGAAGAGAAGCCGCUUCGCAAGAUCCUGAUGCUCACAGGACCCCCUGGACUGGGCAAGACCACGCUUGCUCACGUAUGCGCAAAGCAGGCAGGUUAUGACGUGAUGGAGAUCAAUGCCAGUGACGAUCGAAGUCGUGAUGUUGUCAAGAAUCAAAUUCGAACCAGCUUGGGCACGGAGAGUGUCAAGACUGUGCAGCACAGCAAACCCGUGGCUGGCCAAAAACCAAAGAUUGCUCGUCCAGUCUGUGUGAUUGUCGAUGAGGUUGACGGUGUUGUCUCUGGAUCUAGCGGGUCGGGGGAGGGAGGCUUUAUCAAGGCGCUCCUGGACCUGAUUGCCAUCGGUGAGAAGAACAGCGCUGGGAAGGCUGAGGCGGUCCGCGAAAGUCGUCGACACAAGAAGAAAGGUGACGACUUUCGGCAAAUGCGGCCCCUCAUCUUGAUAUGCAACGAUGUGUACCACCCGUCACUACGACCUUUACGUCAAUCAAAUAUGGCUGAGAUCGUUCACGUUGGGAAACCAACCCUCGAUGCCGUUGUCACGCGCUUGAAAACCGUGUUUGAAAAAGAAGGAAUCCCCUGCGAGAAAGACGCGGCCCGCAAAUUGUGCGAGGCGGCUUGGGGAAUGAGUAGCGGACUAGAGGCAAGGAAAGGUGCCGAGAGCAAUGCCGAGGGAGACAUUCGAGGAAUCAUGGUUGUCGGCGAGUGGGUUGCGGGACGACUUCGAUCUGCGACUCGGAACGGUCCGCUCUGCUUGACCCGUCACUGGGUUGAGCGGAACAUUGUGCAUGAUUUAGCCCACGGUGGAGGCGGCGCAAGAGGUAUUGGCCGAAGCAAUGUCAAAGACAUAGUCGGCCGCAUAUUCCAGGAGGGUGCCGGCUUCCCAAAGAGCAACACCAUUAUUGCCCCUAUGGCUUCUGCCAACCUUCGUGAGCAACCGAAAGCGCAGUUGGGCUUUUCGGAACAGCAAAAAAAGUACGCCAUGGAGCGCCUCCGUCAAAUGGUCGAAACUAGCGGAGACGUGGAUCGAGUCGUAACGGACAUCUUCUCCGACUACCCGAACCAUGAAUUCAACGACGACUCAUUCCUCACGAAACCAGAUCAGGCAUAUGAAUGGAUGCAUUUCCACGACUCCUGCAGUUCCAGACUGUAUGGCAGUCAGGAUUGGGAGUUAGCACCGUAUCUCAGCCAGCCUGUUCUGGCAUGCCACCACUUGUUCGCCUCCCCCAUUCGACACUCACAGUUGAUGUAUCAAAAGAGGGGUGGUGCCGACGAGGAGGAGACCCCUCCACUUCCAUUUUCUGGACCGCGAGCAGACUUUGCCGCCCGUGAAGCGGAGAAGAGCAACCGCGCCCUGCUCCAGGCUUUCCAUGCUCAACUCGCACCGACGCUGAUGCGAGCGUUCCGGAGCGCCGAGGAUCUCUCGACUGACUUCAUUCCGUAUCUCAACCGCCUUGUGUCCCCAGACGUCAAACCAGUCGUUGUCGGUGGCAGCGGUGACCAGCGUGGCACAGCUAGUGUCCGCAGAGAUACUGAAAGGGCGAUGGUCAGGAGAGCCGCAGAAACUUUGCUGGAUGUGGGCAUCACUCUUCAAAGAGGAAAGAUCGAAGGCGACAUGUUCAGCAGAGGGCCCACGUGGGUCUACCGGAUGGAACCUGACAUUGAUACGCUUGCCACCUUCGAGACGUCGGCUGCAAUCAUCCAUGGCACCCAUGCGCCGACCCGCUAUGCAGUGCGACAGGUUCUCGACCAGGAAGUCCAGAAGACCAAGAUACUGCGAGAAAACUCGGCCCGACAAGCGCGUUUCCAGGGUGGGAACCCUCUGGGCCAUGACGAAUACAUCCUCGAGGACAAAGAAAGCGCCAACAAAGCCAAGAGCAUUGAGCUUCCGGCGAUUCCUGUCAAGAGAGAUUUCUUCGGAAGAGUUGUCAAGGUUGCAGUGCGUCCCCUGCAGGAGACGGAUGCCAAUGGUCAGAUCAAGAAGCCAAGCGAUGCGCCCUUAGGGAAUGCGGAGACCAAGGUUUGGGUAACUUUCCACGAAGGGUUGAAUAAUGCUGUCAGGAAACCCUUGACGUUGGAUGAGUUGUUAAGAGGGUUGUGAUGGUAAUGAUGGUUACUCAGUAAUGACGGGGACACAAGCAAGCAUUUUAGCAUGACAGGCGUUUCUGGUGUUUGGAUGUUCCGAGAAACACGAUUGGUUAUUCACUGAAGAUAUGCUAUUUUGACUCCG